Siniperca chuatsi (mandarin fish) is the source of this 3902-nucleotide messenger RNA. RefSeq names its product opsin 8, group member c (gene opn8c). The coding region runs from base 430 to 1665 and encodes 411 amino acids. The record is from RefSeq and is a predicted model, not a curated record. NCBI's taxonomy places the organism in Eukaryota, Metazoa, Chordata, Actinopteri, Centrarchiformes, Sinipercidae. Gene Ontology annotation, molecular function: G protein-coupled receptor activity. The transcript has 4 exons. Gene Ontology annotation, cellular component: membrane. Gene Ontology annotation, biological process: G protein-coupled receptor signaling pathway.
UUUAUUUUAUUGCAUUUUGUUGUAUUUUAUUUUAUUCGUACUAUUUGUGUAAAGAGUAGGCGGAGGAGGUGGUGGUUGGGAAUAUUCAUGACCGUGGAAAACUGAAAACAUAUUUACUUUCACAAAGAUGAUACUCAUCUUUGUGCAUAUCUUUAAGAAUCAUAUAUAUAUAAGACUGGAAAGAAAAUGGAAAAUUUGUGCUGAGGAGGCAUACCUCCAUACCUACCGGAGGAGCAACACCUUUCCUCCAGAGUUCAGUUAACCCUUCUGGAUCCGAUCGCACACGCGCCUCAAAGCUUUCAGGUAAGCAGGUAAACUCGUGCUUCGAGUUACCAUGGUGACACCCCCUGCCUGCAUAACAUAAAAGUCAGCCUCCUGUCCGUGCACACAUCGCGCUUUGUCCGGAUUUUACCCGCAACAACAUCAGAAAUGCCCCCGAACUGCUCUGCUGACAACCGGACCUCCUCUGCGUUCACCUCCAAGCUGAGCCCUGCUGCUGACAUCUGUGUGGGACUGGCCAUCCUCUCCGUCGUUCUGCUCUCUGUUCUGGGCAAUGGGCUGGUUCUGGUGAUUUAUUACCGGAGGAGGAAGAAGUUGCUGGGCUCGGAGCUACUGUGCGUCAACCUGGCCGUGGUCGACUUCCUCUGCUGCAUCUGCUUCUACCCGCUCUCCAUCCUGUCCUCCUUCCACCACGCGUGGCUGGGAGAAAAAAUCACGUGUGUUUACUACGGCCUCGGCUGCUACAUCUUCGGCCUGUGCGGCAUGUUCACCAUCACCGCCAUCAGCAUCAUCCGCUACCUGAAGACCUGCUACAGCUUGGUUUACGGUGUGUGGCUAGAAGGAGCCAACAUCCGGAUAGCGUGCUUUGCCAUCUGGCUCGUGGCUGCAGUGUGGUCUAGCUUCCCUCUGUUCGGCUGGGGCGAGUACGUCCCUGAGCCUUAUGGGCUCUCCUGCACCAUCGCCUGGAGGGGUUAUCACACCUCAGCCAAGGAUGCCUUCUACGUCAUCUGCUCCUUCGCCUGCUUCACACUGGUUCCUGUCCUCCUCAUUGUGGUGUCCCAGUGUCGGAUCCUCUGCAAGGUGUCCCGCUUCUCCUACUCGCUGUCUGAGAGAGGCAUCCGCAACAACCUGCGAUACACUGAAAAACGACUCUCCAUGAUGUUUUUCUGCAUCAGCCUGGGCUUUGUGAUUGCCUGGGCCCCGUACGCUGUCGUGUCAUUCCUCUUCAUUUUCCACAAAGAGAACUGGUACCUGGCUCCUGAGGGCUUUGUUUUCCCUGCCCUCUUCGCCAAAAGCUCCCACAUCUACAACCCGUUAAUCUACUUCUACUUUAACAAGACUUUUCAGCAGGAGCUUCGCUGCUUGCUCCUCUCUUUCUGCCCAAAGCUGGGAGGAAAUCGAGUGGGCAUCCACAUCAGCAGGGGCCACCAAGCCCCAUAUCCCAUCCACAUUCAGCUCCAGGAAAGAGGCUGCAUCCAAAAGAAGUUUGGUUUGUCUCCAGACAGAACUCACAGCAAGAGCAAGAGCAAAGGCAAAGUGAUGAACACCAGCAGCAACCGUGUCCACGGCAGGCUGGUGUACUCCUGCUGGGGGUCCACGUCAAAGAAUGCCCCUACCCUCUUGGACAAUAAACCUGCCAAAGACUCCCUGUCUGUCUCUAUAUGAACUCUGUCUAUCACUAUUUACACAGGGACAGGGGAUCAAUGACUUAAAGGUGGGGUAUGCGAUUCUAAUCCAAUACACAAUUUUUGUCAAAUUCAGUAAAUAUCUCCUCACGGUCCGCUAGCUGUCAAAAAGGGGUGUGUUGAUACACACCCCUGGCUCUGCAAAUGGCAAACAAACAAAGUGGCUCGGACCAAGCCACACAACACUAUUCCAGCCAUGAUGUGUGUGUCAGGUAACGUUAAAUAACUUGCCCACGGACAUUCAGCUUAAUUUCUAGUUUGCCAAGAUAUGUUGUUGUUGUGAUGUUAGCUAUAGCAGCAGGAGAGUUGUGAGUAUCGCUGUCUGGAGCUGCUGUGCUGGCUCUGGGAAACCUUCUCGUCCUCUCUGGUUGUUCGCUUCGCAGCAAAAACUGUAGGGACAGUUUGCUAACCCACAACCGAGCUAACGUUAGUUACAUUACUUGCUGUGUUGUUGUUCUCUCUAUAUCAUGGUAUUUGUCAUGGUAUUGGAUUUCUCCAGAAUCGCAUUCCCCACCUUUAAAGGCGUGGUUAAACUGUGAACGCCAUUAACCAAAAAGUCUGGUCCUGUACUGUUUCACUGAAGAAUCUCGGAAAUUAAUCAGAGUCCAUGUUGCUGAUUUUGUAAAUGAAUGAGCUUAUCAAUAAGAGUUUCUAUAUGGAUUGGGUGCAUCUCUAGGAGAUUGAGCAGCAAAGUUUAAUAUCCAGCUCCCAGUGAGCUAGCUUAACAGCCUGCAUCCUGUUGAAUCCGUAGAUCAUAUACUCUUCAUGAGUAAUAAGUAGUAGCUGAAUAGCAAAGCUAGUCCUUUUGUUGUUAUAACAACCCUACUUAGGGCACAAAAGUUCAAAUGGUAAUUUCUGUGUUUUAUUCAGUGUUAUCCAUGCAAACAGAUACAACUGUGCAUCAUUUUGCACACUACUGACAUGAAAACUGACUGUCAUCACUACUUACAAGUUACAUGCAAAUAUUAUCUGUGUUACAUGUUAAUGUGUUUGUAUUAUGCAGACAAAUUCUUUGUGCACUUGCACUACAAAUUAGAGGAACCACAGAAAGAUUUUGUCAACCUUUCUUUCUCUUGUCAAACACAGGUAGUCAGUAAUGGCUGUAUUCCAUUACGGUGUGUUAGUUCCAGGGCGCUCGUAUUCAGCAUCAUUAAUGUUCUAGUGUGUAUAAUUGGCAAUGUCGGUUUCCAUCACUUUGGUCUAUCUUUGGUCUAAUAUCUCAACAACUAUCGGAUGGAUUAAAGAAAUUUGGCACACACAUUCAUGUUCCCCUCAGGAUUUUUUUUAGCUUGAACACUCUGUAUGUCUAAAGUGUAAAGGAUCUACUCUGUGAAAGUGUAGCAGCAUCACAUCAUAUUGUUGUAUUUUAUGCAGUUACCUUUUCUAAAUGCAGCAGAUCCACUUUAAGAGUGUUUGUAUUCAGUCUGACUCAACUACUGAACUCACAGAAACAGGAACACCUGCUGUUUCCCCUGUAAUGUGCUUUUUAAAUGAAGCCAGCUGAAAGCUAUGAUCGCAUUAACGCCUCUGUAAUUAUGCUGGUUCAGUGUGUGUGUGUGUGUGUUUGUGUGUGUGUGAUUGUGAGCUGUUUGCGCUCCAUGUUUCUAUAGUAUUUGUAAUAUUUUGUACGCUGUGGUUGUUCUGUCCCUACCUGUAACAAUGUCAACAAUUACAGUAUGCUAACAUAUUCAUAAUGUUUUGUCUGAUGUUUUGAACGCUUCUUCGUACCUUUGAUGUGUUUCUUUUUCAUGAAUUUGGGGAUUUAAAAAAAAAAAAAGUACAUACUUUUACCAGCUUGGAGUCUAAUCUGUGAUGCUCUUUUCACUCCAAGUUCAUGAAUUGUCCAGCAUUUUAAAUAUUUAUUUGACCACUGUUCGUUUUUAGCUUAUGGAUAUUAACGGAAAGUUGAGCUGUGAAUUUAUCCUUGUAGUGUUUUUUCUCUCUUUUGUGUUCUAAUGAAGCAGCCCUAAAAUCUUUAUUUUUCUAACACUCUUCACUGUCCCUUGUGACAUGUGUCUCUGUCAUCUUGUGAAAUUAAUAAAAAACAAUGAUACUGCAGUAUUUGAUCAGAUCCAUUUUAACUGAGAAUAAUAAACUGUUCAAAAGUAAGAAAUCUUGCACACCACUCUUUUCUGAUUGUAAAUAUUUCAUGGUUCAAAAUGCUCAAAUAUUCUUAUAUUUCUAUUCACUCCACAGUGUAAUUCUCUGGUGAUCCAA